Phragmites australis (common reed) is the source of this 681-nucleotide messenger RNA. Its product is annotated as large ribosomal subunit protein eL34-like. Gene Ontology annotation, molecular function: structural constituent of ribosome. Gene Ontology annotation, biological process: ribosome biogenesis; translation. Gene Ontology annotation, cellular component: ribosome; cytosolic large ribosomal subunit. The coding region runs from base 65 to 424 and encodes 119 amino acids. The transcript has 4 exons. Lineage: Eukaryota; Viridiplantae; Streptophyta; Magnoliopsida; Poales; Poaceae. The record is from RefSeq and is a predicted model, not a curated record.
CCCCCCGCCGCCGCCUCGCUAGAGAGAGAAAACGCGCUGGGAGAGGAGCCCCGGGAGCGGCGAGAUGGUGCAGCGGCUCACCUACCGGAAGCGGCACAGCUACGCCACCAGGUCCAACCAGACCCGCGUCGUCAAGACCCCCGGUGGUAGGCUUGUGUACCAGUACACCAGCAAGCGCGCGAGUGGCCCGAAAUGCCCGGUCACCGGGAAGAAGAUCCAAGGAAUUCCACACCUGAGACCUACCGAGUACAAGAGGUCCAGAUUGUCAAGGAACCGGAGGACUGUUAACCGUCCGUAUGGUGGUGUUCUGUCUGGUUCUGCAGUUAGAGAGAGGAUCAUUCGGGCAUUUUUGGUUGAGGAACAGAAGAUUGUGAAGAAGGUGUUGAAGAUCCAAAAGACUAAGGACAAGGCCUCCAAGAGUUAGACGCUAUUGCAAGAUAGGCAUUCGUGACAAUGUUAAGUCUGUCAAAUUUGUUUCAGUAAGUUUUCUUGUGGGUUUGGGAAAUCCUGGUUCUAGUGCUAGAAUGCGAGAGUGAUGCAACUGUUUAAAUUUUGAGCGCUACUUUGUGGAUCCUUAGGUGCAAAUUUUGGAACUUCCAGUUUGGUGGAAUGUUGUUUCACUUGGCCAUGAGGAUAUCAGAUAUUUCACUAAUGCCAUUUGUCCCUGUUAUACUAUUUCAA